Messenger RNA from Caenorhabditis elegans, 560 nucleotides. It is a transcript of the gene Y116F11A.6, whose product is annotated as CARD domain-containing protein. Lineage: Eukaryota; Metazoa; Nematoda; Chromadorea; Rhabditida; Rhabditidae. Bases 132 to 443 code for a protein of 103 amino acids. The transcript has 3 exons. The record is from RefSeq and is marked reviewed.
AGGUGAAGUGAGACGUGGUUGAAGGGGAAAACAAGGCGGAUUUUUGGGCAUUUUUCUAGGCCAGACCAGAGUCUAAGCCAAAGCCUAAGCCUAAGCCUACUCGAAACCUGGACCGAAAACCGAAAAUUAAAAUGACAACCGUAAGCUGCUCGCCAAGCCUCGCCGACAUUCGGGCCCUCCAGGCCGACAAUUUGGACCGUCUUCGUGACUCCCUUCAACAGAUUAACAUUCGCGAUGUGGUUCCGCUGCUGGUCGCCCGGAAUGUGCUCAGAUCCUAUGAGAUGGGAGCUCUUUACGAGAAGGGCUCGGGCGAGCAAGUUGAUGCUCUAAUCGACCUGUUGAAGACCAAAAAUCACUGGGUCGGCCCGCUAACUGAUGCACUGAUCAGAAAUGGAAAAGCACCGAUUGCCACGAUUCUUCUCGAACUUCAAACUGGAAAAUAAUAUUGAUUUUUCUGUAAAAUUUGCGGCAACAUUCCUAAAAUUUUGUAAAUUUAUUCAAAACUGAUAAGAAAAAUUGAUUGAUCGAAUGAAUUUUAAAAGAAAAAGAAAUGUAUUAUG